GAUUGAAAAAAAAAUGACUGAAAUAUUAGCCCACAUUUGGAAAAGCCUGCCAAACAAUAGCAUGGAUGGUAUUCAUUCUCAAUUGAAACGCUGCACAUGUAUUGGUGUAUGUAGCUAAAUGUACAAUGGCAUCUUUCUUACAAGCCAUAGUGAAGCUACAACUGAUUUCUUUAGGUAACCCUGCAUUUCGUCAUCAAAAUGAAACCAUGUCUAAAAUUUAGAGUGAGGCAAUAGAUCAAACAGUUACAAUGAUACACUGGUGAAGGAAGAGAAAUAAGUAAAGAUGAGAUAAUGAAACAGGCACUGAAAAUGUGUGCAUUGUUAUGAGACAUCGUCUGCUUAUGCUAAUGUGGUCCCUGGCUUGAGUGACAUCAUAAAUCUGGGCAGUGUUCAGAGUCUGGGAUCUUUUCAAGUGUGAACAUUGAUAAUAAUCAUUACUUUGAAUAUUUCCAAGCGGGGAAUUUUGAUGAACUUGUUUAUGUGAAACCUGAUUUAUGCAUUUGUUUAUUUCAUUGCAAAAGAAGUUUAUUAUCAAUUUUCAUGACAAGAAAACUACAUGUUUGUUUUUUGUUCUUUGUAUUUGCAGCACUGUCUAGAAAUGGAGAGGUUGCUGAAGUCCGAGCCUUGUCAGAUCCGAGACAAGCAAAUGAAGGAGCCAGAAAACCCGUGGAAUAAAUUCAUUUUACCUUGCCAAGAUCGUGUGAUCAUGGACAGAGAGUUUGAUCUCCUUGCUUUUUCAGACAGCGAGUGCAGCGACAGCAGGUUUGAUACGAUAAGCCUCAGUUCCAGCUCUAGCAUUGUUUCUUGGGAUAGUUCGGGAGAGCUUUCACCAUCUCCCUCAAUGACUACAAUCACAUGUGAUCCUUUUAAAACAGAAAAUUACAAGGCGGCGAGAAUGAUAUCUGAAGCGACCCUCACGCCACCAUCAUCACCUGAACUUGGUCGUAGCCGCUUAGUGAGUGUGCCUGUUGGACAAUUGGUUGCAGUAAGCAUGGGUGGACUCAUGGACAGAGGUUCAGUUAGGAUGCGUAGUUUAAAUCCAGUAUCAUCUUCUAGGGGUAGUAGUAGCAAGCGAUCAGAUUCUCCAGACCCCAAGCGAAGGGUUCACAGAUGUCAAUUUAGUGGUUGUAGGAAAGUUUACACCAAAAGUUCACAUUUGAAGGCACAUCAGAGGACACACACAGGUGAAAAGCCAUACAAGUGUACUUGGGAAGGGUGUGAAUGGAGGUUUGCUAGGUCUGAUGAACUCACACGUCACUACCGCAAGCACACAGGGGCCAAGCCUUUCAAAUGUAGUCACUGUGAGCGAUGCUUCUCUCGAUCAGAUCACCUUGCUCUACACAUGAAACGCCACCUCUGAUGUCACGUUCCCUGCUUUGGUUGGGGUUUAUUCGUCUUGUGGUCUAGAAUCAAACAGCAUUCAUGCCAAAUAGCACAACUCGCUCUGCACACCACGUUCGCCCGAAGAAAUUUUGUGCAAAAGAUCAAACUUCAUGUGAGCUGAUGUUGCCACAUUGCGUGAAACACAAAACUGCAUUUGAAUGAUAUGGACAGUAGGUAAAUAUCGUGCUUGUAUUACAACCUAGGUGUAGUGACUGUUGUUAGGAGGUACCAAUGUGUUUUCCUAAGACACUAUUCCACAAGUUGUGGUAUUGGCAGAGAAUAUCAGAUGACUGAUGAACUGGAGAGUGUUAGCCCCUGUUUGGUAGCUGUCUAUACAUAACCAGCUUUGAGCUAAACAUAAUUUCAAGUAGUUCACUAUACGUGUGGCUUACUUUGAAUCAUUGUGUCAUUGCAUUACAUGAUCUUUCGUGAAACACAAAACUGAAGAUAUUGUGCAGACGCAUGUUAAAGACGCGACCUUUCAGUUUCAUAGAUUUGCUGCAAGUUUUUCACAAAGUGUCAGGUAAAUUGAACCAGAUCGUUUUUAGAUGAGAGGGUUUUAUUGCGCAAACCUAACCCCUGACCUUUCGUGAAUAAAGGGGCAUGUUUUUACAAGAGGUCAGGUAACACGACCACCCGACCCGACCUGAUGACCUGAUGAUUUGAAGUUAGCCAUUCGCAUUGCAUGAGAUGCAAUGCACAACGGUAGAAAGACCGCUGAAAACUGAAAGAGUAUUGAGCUCAAUGUGACCAUAGAUCGAUGUAUGUGGAAAGGGGAAAUACAGUGGGAAUAUUGGAAGUUUAAAAAAAAAACAAUGUUGAAAGGAGAUUUGACCCACACAGUUGGGAUGUUGCCUGAAAAUGGAAUUGUACCACUUGAUUGAUGUACCUGUAGUGAACAAAGCAAUGUGAUUAGAUGUCUAGAUGGUGAUUGAUAGAUAUAGAAACAAUGUCUGUAGUAGGACUGUAGUAGUCUAAUGUAGGAUAGGAUGUGUAGUAGAAUUACUAUUAGUCAUAGUACAUACAUAUAUAUAAUGAUAACAAGAAAAGAGCUGGUUGCGAUUUUAAGUGUCAUAUUUUUUUAUGUUUGAAAAUUUCCAAUGUGUGCAACUCUUAAAAUGCAUAGAUGUUUGUAAAGUAUCGUUGCUGAAGAGAUUUCUCUUUUUGUGGAAGAAUUUUAGAUGAGAAAAUGCAAAGAAAACUGAUAGGUUGGCAAUUACACAAUUUAGAAACAAAACAACUUUGUCAUACAUUAGGUACAGAAUCACUGUUUGACACUUCAAUUCAUUUGCUUCAUUGACACCAAAGAAAAACAUGUACAAUUCUGAACAGAAAAAAAACCUUUGUCUUAUAUCUCUAUUUCAUCUUUUUUAAUGACAAGCUUAAAGAUAUACCAUUACAUAAUGAAAUCAAUUUUUUAAAAGUGACUGUCUAUUUUAAAAAAGAUGGUCACAUUGUUAUUGUUUAAUUUGUCAAUGAGGAGUUUUGAUUUGAUAUGAUUUGAAAAAAAAUAAAGUGAAAAUUCAGCUGAUGGUAGAAGUGGAGUAAUCUGGUCAGGUAUACCUAUCACUAAUGACAGCUACAUUUAUGUUUUUGUAUAAUGUAGCUUGAGGGUGUAAUAUGGUAUAUGGAGAUAUAUAUAUAUAUAUAUAUAUAUUCAAAUGCAUUAAUCAAUAGUAAAUUUAACUCUAUGAAAGUGCUGUACCUUAAGUUUCUAACAUCAGUGAAAGUAUAUGUAUGAAGAAAAAAAACACAAAAAGAUACAAACCACUAACAUUAAAAGAGGGGCAAAUUCAGAUGAAGGCUUAUGUGCAAAAUUAUUUAUGAUGAUACAUGUAGUGAUAGAAAUGUUGAAUUGUGAACUAAUUGUGAGGUAUUGUGUGUUGAGUGCUUGCAUAAUGGUUUGCUCCCUCUGUUUCUGUUUGAGUACAUGUAAGUGUUGCAUAACAGUGCAAAACAGACUAAGUGAGUGACAACCAAGGAAACAUGCCUCUCAUGUACAUAAUUAGAAUUUCCAUCCUUAUGACCAGGCAAAGAAAUUGGACUAAGAUUGCAUAGGGAAUUUCACGAAUGUAAAUUGUAUUGAAUACAAAAUUUUGCUCUUAACAUGGUAAUCAAUGCAAGGUUUUGCUCCCUCAUUUUAUUGAAAAUCUCAUUAUCUCAAUCUGUUCCAACUCAUUGUCUCCCAGAGAACAAAGUCAUCUCUUGGAGAGUAGAGAGAGAGCAUUCUCACCUAUUGCACCAUUUUUAUGGAACCAAUUACCAGCUCAUAUACAUUCCUCAGAAACUUUUGAUUCCUUUAAAGUUGAACCCGAAGACAGUCCUCUUUUUUCCAAAAGCAUACAGGACCUGAAUGUAAUACAACACAAUUUGUAUUAUCCUGUAGUCUAUUUUUUUUCUUUCUUGUUUCUCAAUUCAUGAUGCGCCUCAAAAUAGUUUUACCAGAUAGAUGGCGCAAAAUAAAUGUGUUAUAUUAUUAUUAUUUUUAUAUUAUUAUCUGACCUUUGACCCAAAUAGUCAUAUUCAUGUAGAUCCAAUGUUUGAAUUGUGCAGUGGUCUAAACCUUCAAAUUAGAGAAAAGGCCAAAUUUACAAUCAGUUGGUAAAUUUGGUGGCCAGUUUUGUGAAUUGUUACAUAACUAAUAACUAUGAUCUUUAGCCAACCAAUGCUUUUCUCUGAUUGGGAUGCUCACAGCCUCACAGCACCCAGCAAUUUUUCUAAUACUAUUCAUACUACAAGACCCUAUUCAGGAACAAAUUACAUUGUUGAAAGUCCAGAUAUGUAAUCAUGUUUCAAUUUCUUUCAAAAUCUUGUGGCAUCUUGGUUGUAAGGUGUGAAAGCGCCUAAGAAAACUUGAAAGAGAGUGGCUUUCUGUAUCCAGUUUUACAAGUGGAGACCUAUUUGUCACCAUGUGGGUGAAUUAGAUUCAUGAAUGGGCAACUCCAUUAAAAAAAGAAUACUGGAUAGAUAAAAUUCAUAUCAAUUUCUUCUAGGUUUCGUUAAAAAGCACUCAGAUUUAAGGUUUUUAUCCAGUGUGGAAUAUUGUAUUUUCUUUGAAAUGAAAGUAACUUUGCUUGAUGGAGGUAUGAAGUAUCAGAAAGGUCAAAGGUUAUAAGGGUAUAAUAUGUGUACUUGUCAUAUUAAAGCCAUACCACAAAAUGCCCUCUAGCCCCAUCUCAGGUCAGCUGUAGCAGUAUGGGACCAGUAACUUGCUGCUUCCGUAGCUGUGCUGUUGGGUUAUGCACUGUUGGCAAGUUAACCAUGAGAUGGCGCUGUGCAAUAAACAGUACGCAAGGGCAGAAAGUUUGUCGGUUUAGUAUGGCCUUGAACGGGGAGAGAGAAGGUUUAAACAGAGAUUAUAUUAUUUUAGACUUACUAUGAAAGUUCUUAUUCAAAUGAUUAUUUAUAAUAGAAGUAUUUUUGAGGGCCUUAUUUCCACAUUACUUUAUCUGUAAGUUGAAAACUCAUUAAGAAUAUAGAGGAAAACAAAAAUGAUAGUUAUAAAGGAACCUUUGAAAGUGACCAAGUCAUUUAAUACCCCCUUCUUUUUGAAGAACAGAUACAUGAUCUGAUGCACCCAGAGUCAAUAACAAUAUCUACACAAUGUGGUUAAUAACUGUGUGGUUGUUUGGUUAUGAGAAAUGCUCCACUUUAAAACCAUUGGCAUUAAGCAAUUCAAAGGCUAUUUUAGAACAUUGUCAGGGUCAACUUAAAAUUGAGAUUGAAGAUUGGAGAUAAGUAGAUUAAAAUGAAAAAUAAAAAAAAUAUUUUCACUUAUAAUUCCAGUAGAAGUGUUCAAUGUCAGCAAGAUGAGCAUUGUUAUAACCUAGUGUAAGUUCUAGAUAGCUUAGUUAAUUCAUCUUUGUAAAUUUCAUUUUGUAAUAUAUAGAAAAAUUAAAAGAAACAAAAUAGAAAGUACUAUAUAUGUAAAGAUAUAUAUAUAUAUAUUUGAAUAUAUGAAUAUUUGAAAUGUUUGGUGUACUGGGGAGGAAGAGUUUAAGGAGAAAUGUAAAUCCGACAACCCUAGGAGGAUUGUAUAAUUUAUUUUGCCGACCAAAUUGAGAGAUUUUUAGGAUAUUAAAUUGAGUCAUGUGAAUGAUUGAAUUGCAAGGUAACGAAUUUCAUUAGUUGGAAUACAAUAUUGGAUCUUCAUAGUAACAGAACAUACCAUCAUCUGAUAAUAUAUAAUGUAAGAAAUCAAUUGGAUGAGAGAAAUAAUUUGUGUAGCUUUGUAUUUAUUAGUUCUUCUAUCUUACUGCCUUCCUUUUUUUGUGGAAAUAACUGCAAAAGGUUGCAAAAUCUGUCCCCGCCGGGAAUCAAACCUGGGUAUAUGGUCAUGGAUGCCACUAGACCAGGGAGACAGGUUGAGUUGUAUUCGGCUACAGCAGAUACAAUGAACAACAGACAGCCUUUCCAAACUCUUAGCAGUUAAUUUAUUCCCUUUCUAUUAGGGGCAGGGGAGAUUGAACAAUAACAAGCUGCAUAGGUAGAUCCAUGGCCGAUUCAUGUAUUGGAAUUAAUUGUUUUUGAUAUGUGAGAAAUUUGUUCUAAUACUUUAGCUUCAUCAUCUCUUGUGGGGAAAAUUUACAUAAUGUGAGAAAUCAUUUGGAUGAUACAAAUAAUUCGCCUGGCUUUAAAAUUCAUUUAAUACUCCUUACUGCAUUCCCUUUUGUGGACGUGCUUGGUUCCAUCAGGCCUUCAGGUCAGUUGGCUUAAAUACCCACAUAUUCAUGAAAGCUCAGGUAAAUUGAAUGCAAAUAAACACAUUUUUUUUCAAAGAUGGUCCUCAAGAUAAGGCUAAUCCUGGUACAUGUAAAUCUGUGAAAACAUGACCAUAUCGCAGAAAUCACAACAAACAUGAUUUGUAUGGCCCAUGCAAUAACGAAGCGUUGAUCACUAGCCUUUUUGCAAACUCUUGUGUCUAUUUAUCACGUAUUAAAAAGCGCUGCUUUGAGACACAAGAGGUCCUAGAUAUACUGAAGGAUUUUCAGGGCUGUAUUUCAUAAACCCUUUGUGGAUUAGGGCUUGAUUAUUCAUGAUAGGUCAAAUAACUGGAGCUAAUACCCGGUAGAAUGAAGUAAGACAUUUUUGUGAAAAUACGGCUUCGGAAACUGUCCCCGCCGGGAAUCGUAUCAGCCAUGGAUCUAGCUAAGUUGACAUAUCAUUGCAAGGGAAAUUCUGAAUACAAAGCUGAAUAUAUGUCAUAAAACUAUGAUCUCCAUGCAAUAUUGUAAUAUAAUACUAGGGUAUCUGCUAUCUCAUGCUUGGUUUUUUUUCUUGAAUUAUCUUUCUGAAUAUUCAGAAACAAAGCUCACAGCCUCAUAUUGGGUCCAUGCUCGUGCACAGUGGCUUGAAUUUGAUGUUACAUCACAUCAUUUGGCUACUACUGGUCUUGUAUAUAUAAUGAAACUUGUUUGUGUAUUUGUCAGUGCCAAGACAAGCUUAUUAAAUGGAAAAUACACAAGCGAAGAUAAAGUCCAUCACAAAACGCAGCCUGUACUGAUGCCAAUUAGAAAUGCAGCUCUGCUAGAUAUGCUUCAAGUCACAAAAAGACUUCAGUUGGGAAGAAUUACCAAGAAAGUGUCAAUUAUAUCAAGUUUUGUGAGAUUGAAAUAGGUAUUAAAGAUUUUGAGAAAAUGUCACAUUUUGUCAACCAGUGCAUUCCAUUUGGAGGAGGAAGGCAAUUAGUUAAUUGUGAUUUUGUCCUUUUGCUUUUGAAAAUGAUGCUCCCAAGUCACAAGAUGCUGAUAUUUUGUCAAUAAUCCAUCGCCUGGCUCAUGGUAAAGAAAUGUCAGUAUUUAAUACAUAUUAACUUUUUAUUGUUUUAGUUCCAAAUAUUAUAUUAUUGUCAAAUAUUUUGACUAAAAUCUUAUACUUCAUUUAUGUUGUCACAAAUACAUUUAUCUAUUAGUUUAAUAAUGAGAAUGAUAGUAGGUGAAACUUUAUCUCUAUAUAUUUAGAGCACAUUUUUAUGUUUGACCUCUGAAAAGGACAAAAUGGUUGAAGAAAGGAUGAAAAUGUAGAAACUGGAAUAUUGUGCUUUCUUGACAGAAGAAUAUUGUUGUUUUUCUGUUAAAGUGAACAAAUUCUAUGAACAAUAAGUGUGAAGGAAAAUGAUAUCAAGCCUCUACGCCUGUGUACUAUGUGUAUGGUUGUUUACUUAUCAAUUUGUCUAUUCUAUCAAGACAUUGUGAUGCUUCUUACAAGGAGGUAAUGAUUCUAAUGUCUAUCUUAUCAUGAAUAUGUGUAUGCAUCAAUUCUCUAUUUUCUAUUUACUUCUUGGAAAUGUAUAAUUUGGAGUUUCAAAUAUAUCACAAUUUACAUUAUCUAACUCUAAAUAAAUUGUUUUUCUGAUGUAUUGCCAUCCUUUUUCCAGACCUUGUAUACGAUCAUCUGCCUGGUAUAUAUAUCCACAUGUCUUAGCGCAAGAAAGGCAUUAAUGCUCACCAAUAGACCCCCUAUAUAGGGGAUGUUAGCAGUUAUAUCAACAUGAAAUACUUAGUGACCACUUUUAUAAGUUAUAACUUUUAUAAGAUUUUAUACUGUGUACUGUUUUAUCAGUGGUUUUUAAUAUAUCUUUUUAUUUUCAUGCAUCAAAUUCUUGUACCUCAUUUGUGUGUAACAACUGCUGCAUUUUGUGAUCACAGGAAAAGAAAGAAUAAUGUCAAGUGAAAAGGGCACUUCAUCCAUCAAAUGGAUAUGUGGUUUUAUUGCUUUCAGAGCAGUCAUGUGUCUUGUAUGUGUCAACUAAGAUGAAUUGUGUCAAAUAGGCCAUUUUUGUGUAAUGUAACCAACUAUUAUCCACACAUCUUUGUGAAGUACCUUGAUAUGGAUGAUUUCAUUUAUCUGUUACGAAGAAUUGUAUUUUGCUGGUCAAAAUGCAAAUUGCAUAUAUUAUGUGUUGUUAGGUAAGGUAAGGCAUUAUGUUUGUCCUACAUAGCAACAGCUGAUGUAUGCAAUUCUCAUCAUGACUAUUAAGAUAAAAUUAUUUGUCAAACCGGUGAAUGAAAUAUUUGUACUUCACAAAGAUGUACAGGUACAUGUAUAUGUGUUAUAUUUGGUUACAUUACAAAACUGGCCUGUUGGCAGGAAGGAAUUACAUACAUUAUAUGUAUAAUAAUAACCCUGUUGUUCUUUUCUCAUACUUGCCUACAAUUAUGUAUGAAGCUCACUGUUGAUUUGGUUUAUCAUGUAUGGAUCUGUUUUUAAAUUCAUUCCCUUUACUUGGAAUAUUGUAUGUUUCCAUUGUGAGGAGAGUGAGUCAUACACUCAUGGUACUCCCCAUUAUUUAGUCUACUCCAUUUUUUUUUGUGGGCUAAUGUACUGUAAUGUACAUUUGUAGCUUUGAUUUCUGUAACAGAAGUCAUCCAGCUGUCAAGCCCCCUAAUAAAAAGUGGAUAGUGCAGAUCUAUCUAAAUCAUUGUAGAGAUACAGGGAUCAAAUCCCACCUCAGCACUUGUUUUCCUUUGGCAAGGCAUUAAUCUACAUUUGCCUUACUUUACCCAGAUGUACAUGUAAAUGGGUACCUGAUAUGCUUGAGCACUAGUUACUUUGGCGGCUCAGCUAUACAGUUAACUGGGGUAAAAAAAAAAAAUGUUGAAGCACCACAAGUAUGAUAAUGUGACGAUAUGAGCGCUAUAUCAGAAGCCAUUGUUAUUAUUUUUAUAUAAUUAUUAUUAUUAUUAUUAGAUUAUUAUAUUAUUAUUAUUGCAUACAUUCAAUUUGGAGUUAAAUGUGUUGAUUAAUUGGUGGUUUCCAGUUCUCAUCAGGUUCUAUAUCAUAAUCAUUAUUGUAAUUAAUAUUAUGGAAAUAUGUUUGUAUGCAUUUUUAUUUAAAACAGAAGUAUCAAUUCUCAUGUAUACAAUUUUGAAUAUCAAUUAAAAAAUGUCAGUUCACUAUGUCAAAAAGAAAAA
Molecule: messenger RNA, 9296 nt
Organism: Strongylocentrotus purpuratus (purple sea urchin)
Lineage: Eukaryota; Metazoa; Echinodermata; Echinoidea; Camarodonta; Strongylocentrotidae
Gene: klf6
Product: Kruppel-like factor 7
Exons: 2
Coding region: 557-1360 (267 amino acids)
Biological process (GO): regulation of transcription by RNA polymerase II
Molecular function (GO): RNA polymerase II cis-regulatory region sequence-specific DNA binding; DNA-binding transcription factor activity, RNA polymerase II-specific
Source: RefSeq, a predicted model, not a curated record